Molecule: messenger RNA, 2475 nt
Organism: Mugil cephalus (flathead mullet)
Lineage: Eukaryota; Metazoa; Chordata; Actinopteri; Mugiliformes; Mugilidae
Gene: nxf1a
Product: nuclear RNA export factor 1a
Exons: 23
Coding region: 162-2183 (673 amino acids)
Biological process (GO): poly(A)+ mRNA export from nucleus
Cellular component (GO): nucleus; cytoplasm
Molecular function (GO): protein binding; RNA binding
Source: RefSeq, a predicted model, not a curated record
UAUCCGCGUUGAGGGAAACUGAGCGGGACAAACAGGCUGGUCGGCCCGGACAACAGGCAGAAGUGACAGAUCCCACAUUAUAACAAGAAAAUAGAACUACGGUGAAGGGAAUUAAUCGCAGGCUGCGGAUGCUUCCCUAGAGGUUUGACAAGUUUUGCAGGAUGACUCGUGUGGUUUUGUUUCGGGAACGUUACCCCAACCUGUCUGUGACACGUGUGGUCAACGACGACAACGGGGACUUAAUUGUGAGGAGAGAGGUCGUAAGCACUGAUCCCAUUGUCCAAGGAGAGCACGAUGACAGAACUGCACCUCAGCGCAACCGCAAAGGCAGGGGCUCCUACAAGGGUCGGUCGUAUGACAGAUCACGCAGAGACCGUCAGCGAGGGAGCCACUCUGGAGGGUUUGGAGGCCCCGGACCACGAUCGAGGCUCGAAGACACAGAUGGAGAUGUGGCUAUGAGUGACAGCCCGCAGGACAACAGCUCUCAGAACAGAUUCACCCCAUAUGGAAGACCCUUUCGGAAAGGAGAAGGACGGUUUGACAGAGACAGGCGACAAGGCAAAGGGGGAGGAGGUGGUAGAGGUGGAGGAGGAGGAGGAGGAGGUGGUGGCUUCAGAGGAGGAGACCGGGGUGGAGGAGGUGGCAUUGGAGGAGGGAAAAACCGAUCGGGAUGGUACAAAGUGACGAUACCACACGGAAGAAAGUAUGACAAGAAAUGGUUAUUGACAGCUCUCCAAAACAUAUGUUCAGUUCCCUACACACCUGUACAGUACCACGUUGACCAUAGCAGGGUCCAUUUCUAUGUGGAUGAUUCAGCUGCCGCCAGUGCUUUGCACAAAUGUUCUCACAAGAUCACAGACACAGAUGGUUAUAAGGUUGAAGUGCAUGUCAACAACAGUGCUCCACCAUCCUUCCUCCUGUCAGACCUGAAGCCUGAACACUUGGAGCACCUGAAGCAAUGCAUGGCAAAACGUUUUGACGGCUCCCAGCAAGCACUGGACUUGAACAACAUCCGAACAGACCCAGACCUGGUGUCCCAAAACAUUGAAGUGAUCUUGAAUAGGAAGACAAACAUGGAAGCUGUCCUCAAAAUCAUUGAAGAAAACAUUCCUGAGCUUACCUGCUUGAACCUGAGUAACAACCGCAUCCACAAACUGGAUGAACUCACUGAAUUGGUUACCAAAGUGCCUAAUCUGAAGACUCUCAACCUUUCCCACAACGAGCUGAAGUCAGACCGGGAGCUGGACAAGGUGAAAGGUCUGAAGCUGGUGGAGCUGUGGCUGAACAGGAACCCUCUGUGUGACCUCUUCAAGGACCAGACCUCAUACAUCAGUGCCGUGCGGGAGAGGUUUCCCCGGCUUCUCAAACUGGAUGGUUAUGAUCUCCCUCCGCCCAUUGGAUUCGACGUGGAAACGCCGACCACUAUCCCGCCAUGCAAGGGCAGCUGUUUUGGCUCUGAUGAAAUCAAGGCUCACAUCCUUCGGUUCUUGCAACAGUACUACAGUAUAUAUGACUCUGGGGACAGGCAGCCCCUCCUGGAUGCCUACCAUGACGGAGCCUCGUUAUCCCUCACAACACCGUACUCCACCCAGAACCCCUCCAGGAGCAGUCUGGGAGAGUAUCACAAAGACAGUCGAAACUUGAAGAGGAUCAAAGACACCACGAUACGGUAUCGACUGCUGAAACACACGCGCCUGAAUGUGGUGGCUUUCCUCAACGAGCUGCCGAAAACUCAGCACGACAUCGCCUCCUUUACAGUUGACGUAAACACGUGCACGAACACACUACUGUCAUUCACAGUGAGCGGAGUCUUUAAAGAAGUUGUUGUUGAUGGUAAAUCCAGAGAAUCCACAAUGGCCUUCUCGAGAGUCUUUGUUACAGUCCCGGCAGGAAAUUCUGGUUUGUGCAUCGUCAACGACCAGCUUUUCAUCCGAAUGGCCACAACAGAAGAGAUCCGCAGAGCUUUUGUGGCUCCCGCCCCGACCCCAUCCUCCAGUCCCGUCCCGACCCUCACUGCACCACAGCAAGAGAUGCUCACGGCCUUCUCAGUGAAGUCAGGCAUGAACCUGGAAUGGUCGCAAAAGUGUCUGCAAGAUAAUGAGUGGGACUUCAACAGAGCAGCACAGAUCUUCACUCAGUUGAAGACUGAAGGCAAGAUCCCUGAUGUUGCGUUCAUAAAAUGAAGAAUUGCCUCAAAAUCUGAAAUAAAGUCUUCAGUAAUUUUAUUUUUGCCUUUUUGUUUUAUUUUAUUCUUUUUUUUUUUUUUGGUUAGAAUAAAAACAAUAAUGAAUUAUGUUACCUGUUUUAACAGCCAGACGUCUGAUGUUAUGAAGCUGUUUUUGGUCUCGUUGUAACCUGAGUUUUUGGUCAUUUGUAUAGAAAUCACUACAUUUAUAUAGGAAUAAAGACAGUUGUUCAGUGAUGUUCAUCUUUAUUUGUUUUACUUUUAACAAUAAAAUAUAUUUUGUCACACUA